Molecule: messenger RNA, 6396 nt
Organism: Debaryomyces fabryi
Lineage: Eukaryota; Fungi; Ascomycota; Pichiomycetes; Serinales; Debaryomycetaceae
Gene: GLT1
Product: glutamate synthase (NADH)
Exons: 1
Coding region: 1-6396 (2131 amino acids)
Molecular function (GO): glutamate synthase (NADH) activity; FMN binding; iron ion binding
Source: RefSeq, a predicted model, not a curated record
AUGGCUUCAUACUUACCACAAGAAGAGUUUGAAACUAACGUUUAUAAAUAUGACGAGACCCCAGAAAACAAAUCCUGGGCUUCAACCUUGCCAACACCUAAAGGUUUAUAUAACCCAGAGUAUGAGAAAGAUGCAUGUGGGGUAGGAUUCACCUGUCAUAUCAAGGGAGAAGCAUCCCACAAGAUAGUUUCUGAUUGUAGAAAUUUGUUAUGUAAUAUGACACAUAGAGGUGGUGAAUUAAAUCCCAAGGAUGGUGAUGGUGCCGGGUUGUUGUCUUCUUUACCACACAAAUUUUUCUUGAGAGAAUUUAAAUAUUACUGUAAUAUCGACUUGCCAAAAUUGGGCCAAUACGGUACCGGUAAUAUUUUUUUCAAGAAAGAUGAUGUUGUAUUUGAAAAGUCUAGAAAAACUUUUGAAAGCAUCGCUAGCACCUUAGGAUUGAAGGUUUUAGGAUGGAGAAAAGUUCCUCACGAUUCUUCCAUUUUAGGACCAGCUUCAUUAUCAAGAGAACCAUUAAUAUUGCAACCAGCAAUUGUAUUGGCUGAAUUAUUUGAUGGUGAACAUAAAGAGAUUUCAGAAGAGGAAUUUGAAAAGAACUAUCAAAUAGAAUUUGAAAAAAAAUUAUUUAUCUUAAGAAAACAAAGUACCCAUACUAUCGGAUUACACAAUUGGUUUUAUAUUUGUUCUUUGUCCUCCAAAACGAUCGUCUAUAAAGGUCAAUUGGCCCCUAAUCAAGUUUAUGCUUAUUAUCACGAUUUAGUGAAUGCUGAAUAUGAAGCUCAUUUUGCUUUAGUUCAUUCUCGUUUUUCUACCAACACAUUUCCAUCUUGGGAUAGAGCACAACCAUUGAGAUGGGCAGCGCACAAUGGGGAAAUCAACACUUUAAGAGGUAAUAAAAAUUGGAUGAGAGCAAAGGAGGGUGUUAUGGAAUCCGAAUUAUUCGGUGACGAAUUAGAUAAAUUAUAUCCUAUUAUUGAAGAGGGGGGCUCAGAUUCAGCUGCAUUUGAUAACGUUUUGGAAUUACUCGUUAUUAAUGGUGUUUUGUCUUUACCUGAAGCAGUGAUGAUGUUAAUUCCAGAAGCUUGGCAGAACGAUACCCACAUUGACUCUAAGAAAAAGGCAUUUUAUGAAUGGGCUGCUUGUCUUAUGGAACCUUGGGAUGGUCCUGCAUUAUUUACUUUUGCUGAUGGAAGAUAUUGUGGUGCAAAUUUAGAUCGUAAUGGUUUAAGACCUUGUCGUUACUAUGUUACCGACGACGACCGUAUGAUCUGUGCCUCUGAAGUUGGAGUUAUUGAAAUCGAACCAGAAAAGAUUUUGCAAAAAGGAAGGUUGCAGCCAGGAAGAAUGUUAUUGGUGGAUACCAAAGAAGGACGUAUUGUUGAUGAUCGUGAAUUGAAAAAUAAGGUUGCUUCAAGAUUUGAUUUUAAGUCAUGGGUUUUGGCUAAUAUGAUUAGCAUGGAUGAUUUAUUUAGUAAGCUAGAAUCAAGAAAUGUUAAUUUAAUCGAGACAACAGAAGCUAAAGAAAUAACAGUCCAAACUGAUCCUAGAUUAGUUGCAUUCGGUUAUUCUCAUGAACAAGUAUCAUUAGUUUUAGCCCCAAUGGCUGAAGGUAAAGAAGCUUUAGGUUCUAUGGGUAAUGAUAAUGCAUUAGCUUGUAUUUCAGAACAGCCUAAAUUGUUAUAUGACUACUUUCGUCAAUUAUUUGCCCAAGUCACUAAUCCACCUAUUGAUCCAAUAAGAGAAGAAAUUGUCAUGUCUUUAGAGUGUUAUGUUGGACCCCAAGGUAAUUUAUUAGAGAUGAAACCUGACCAGUGUAAUAGGUUAUUAUUAAAGUCCCCUAUUUUAUCUUCUUUAGAAUUGAAUGCUAUCAAAAAUAUCGAGAAAGUUUAUCCUAAAUGGUCAGUUGCCAAUAUUGAUAUUACAUUUGAUAAAACUGAAGGCAUUCAGGGUUACAUUAAUACAAUUGACAAUAUUUGCCAAGCAUCUUCUAAAGCUAUUGCUGAUGAUCAUCAGGUUAUUGUUUUAUCUGACAAGCUCACAAACUUUAAUAGAAUCCCAAUCUCUGCAUUAAUAGCCACUGGUGCAGUUCAUCAUCACUUGGUAAGACAAAAACAACGUUCCAAGGUUGCCAUUAUUAUUGAAACUGCGGAAGCAAGAGAGGUUCAUCAUGCGUGCUGUUUAGUCGGAUAUGGGGCUGAUGGUAUUAACCCAUACUUGGCUUUAGAGACUUUAAUUCGAAUGAAUGAAGAAAAUUUGUUAAAAGCUUCCUUGACGGAUAAACAGAUUAUCAAGAACUAUAAGUUAGCUGUUGAUUCAGGUAUAUUGAAGGUUAUGUCGAAGAUGGGGAUUUCAACCUUGGCUUCCUACAAAGGUGCUCAAAUUUUUGAAGCUUUAGGUGUAGACAAUUCUGUUAUUGACAGAUGUUUUUCUGGUACUGCUUCAAGAAUUAAAGGUGUUACAUUCGAAUAUAUAGCGCAGGAUGCCUUUUCUUUACACGAUUUAGGAUACCCAUCAAGAGAAACCAUCAAGCCAGUUGCAUUACCAGAGACAGGUGAAUAUCAUUGGAGAGAUGGCGGCGAUUCUCAUAUUAAUGAACCUGCAGCUAUUGCUUCGAUGCAGGAUGCAGUCAAAAAUAAGAAUGAGGUCGCUUAUGAAGCAUACUCCAAGAAAGAGUAUGAAGCAAUCAAGAACUGUACUUUGAGAGGGUUAUUAGAUUUUGACUAUGAAAACUCCCUGCCAGUUCCAAUUGAUCAAGUUGAACCAUGGACUGAAAUUGUGCGUCGUUUCUUCACUGGUGCGAUGUCUUACGGGUCCAUUUCGAUGGAGGCCCAUUCUACAUUAGCCGUUGCUAUGAAUAGAUUAGGUGGUAAAUCAAAUACUGGUGAAGGUGGUGAAGAUUCUGCUAGAUCUUUGGUUCAUUCCAAUGGUGACACUAUGAGAUCUGCUAUCAAGCAAGUUGCGUCUGGAAGAUUUGGUGUUACUUCUUAUUAUUUAUCCGAUGCGGACGAAUUGCAAAUUAAAAUGGCUCAAGGGGCUAAGCCUGGAGAGGGAGGUGAAUUACCAGGUCAUAAAGUUUCUGAACAGAUUGGUAAAACUAGACAUUCGACUCCUGGUGUUGGUUUAAUUUCUCCACCACCACAUCAUGAUAUUUAUUCGAUUGAAGAUUUAAAACAAUUAUUAUACGAUUUAAAAUGUUCCAAUCCUAGAGCAAGAACUUCUGUUAAAUUAGUGUCGGAAGUUGGGGUUGGUAUAGUUGCUGCAGGUGUUGCCAAAGCUGGAUCAGAGAACAUUUUAAUUUCUGGUGGUGAUGGUGGUACCGGUGCAGCCAAAUUAACUUCAAUCAAAUAUGCUGGUUUGCCAUGGGAAUUAGGGUUAGCAGAAUCCCAUCAAACUUUAGUUUUGAAUGACUUAAGAGGUAGAGUAAUUUUGCAAACAGAUGGUCAACUUAGAACUGGUCGCGAUAUUGCUGUCGCUGCAUUAUUGGGUGCUGAAGAAUGGGGAUUUGCAACUACACCUUUGAUUGCAUUGGGUUGUAUUCUCAUGCGUAAGUGUCACCUAAAUUCAUGUCCUGUAGGGAUUGCCACACAAGAUCCUGAAUUAAGAAAGAAGUUUACUGGUACUCCGGAACAUGUUAUCAACUUCUUUUAUUAUUUAGCAAACGAAUUGAGAAGUAUUAUGGCAAGCCUCGGGUUCAGAACCGUGAAUGAGAUGGUGGGGAGAACCGAGAAAUUGAAAGUUAGAGAAGAUUUAAGAAAUACUAAGAAUGCCAAUAUUGAUUUGUCGCCAAUCUUAACCCCUGCUCAUACGAUCAGACCUGGAGUUGCCACACAUUGUGUCAAGAAACAAGAUCAUAGAUUACAUGUUAGAAUUGAUAACAAGUUAAUCGAUGAAUCUGAAAUUACAUUAGCAAAGGGUUUGCCUGUUACUAUUGACUGCGAUGUCGUUAAUACCGAUCGUUCAUUGGGAACAACCUUAUCGUACAGAGUUUCGAAAACCUUUGGUGAACAAGGAUUACCGCAUGAUACAAUUCAUGUCAAUGUUAAAGGUUCUGCCGGUCAAUCGUUUGGUGCAUUUUUAGCACCUGGAAUCACUUUGGAAUUAGAAGGUGAUGCUAAUGAUUAUGUAGGUAAAGGUUUAUCAGGUGGUAGAAUCAUUGUCUAUCCUCCAAAGGAAUCAAAGUUCAACGCCGAGGACCAAAUUAUUGCAGGAAAUACCGCAUUUUUUGGUGCUACUUCAGGUACAGCUUUUAUUAGAGGGGUUGCCGCAGAAAGAUUCGCCGUCAGAAAUUCAGGUGCAAACAUUGUUGUUGAAGGUACUGGUGAUCAUGGGUGUGAAUAUAUGUCUGGUGGUAGAGUAGUUGUCUUAGGAUCUACUGGUCGUAAUUUUGCAGCUGGUAUGUGUGGUGGUAUCGCCUAUGUCUUAGACAUGGCACAAGACUUUGGGGAUAAGGUUAAUAGUCAAACAGUUGAACUCUCCCAAAUCACAGAAGCUUCUGAAAUUGCAUUCGUGCGGGGAUUGAUUGAGGAUCACCGCCAUUAUACGUCAUCUGCAGUCGCCGAUAAUAUUUUGAAUAAUUUCAAUAGAAUUUUACCAAGAUUCGUUAAGGUUUUACCUUAUGAUUACAAGAAGGUAUUAGAAAAUGAAAAGAAAAAGCAAGAAGAAGCAAAGAAAAAUGAGUUAAAUACGUUCAUAAAGUCUAUUAAGGAGGAUCCUGAAAGUGACGCAACUAAUGGCGAAGCUGCGAAAAUUAGGCAAGGCCAUGUUCAUCGCGCUAAUCAGGCUACAGUAUCAGCUAAGGAUGGAAGUCAUGAACCUAAGGUUUUAGAUUUGGAAGAUACCAUUUUUGACACUGAAGUUGAAAAGAAAUCUGUUGCAAAAUUAGAUAAAUUGAGGGGAUUCAUGAAAUACAAACGUCGUAAUGAGAAAUAUAGAGAGGCCAAGAAGAGAACUAACGACUGGAACGAAAUGACCUCGAGACUUACAAAGGAUGAAUUGAAACAUGAGACUGCCAGAUGUAUGGAUUGUGGUGUUCCAUUUUGUACUUCGGAUACUGGUUGUCCAAUUUCAAAUGUGAUUCCGAAGUGGAAUGAAUUGGUUUUCCAGGAUAGAUGGUACGAUGCAUUACAAAGAUUAUUAAUGACCAAUAACUUCCCAGAAUUCACUGGUAGGAUUUGUCCAGCUCCAUGUAAUGGUGCUUGUGUCUUAGGUAUUAACAGCGACCCCGUUAACAUCAAGUCUGUUGAGUGUGCAAUUAUUGAUCAUGGUUUUGAACAGGGUUGGAUUAAGCCAGAACCACCUCAAAAUAGAACUGGUAAAUCUGUUGCAGUCAUUGGUUCAGGUCCAGCCGGGUUAGCAGCAGCUGAUCAAUUAAAUAAAGCUGGACACCAUGUGAAGGUGUACGAAAGAAGCGACAGACCAGGUGGUUUAUUAAUGUAUGGUAUUCCAAACAUGAAAUUAGAUAAGAGAAUCGUCAAGCGUAGAACAGAUUUAAUGUCGGCAGAAGGAGUUGAAUUUAUUUGUUCAACUACUAUUGGCGAGGAUAUUACUGUCGAAGAAUUAAAAUCCUCGAACGAUGCAGUUGUCUUCGCGGUUGGUUCAACCAUUCCUAGAGAUCUUAGAAUCAAGGGUCGUGAAUUGAAUAAUAUCAAUUUUGCAAUGCAGCUCUUGCAUAAAAAUACUAAGGCUUUGUUAGACAAUGAUUUAGAAGAAAUUAAAAAGACGUUAGAAGGUAAACACGUCGUUGUCAUCGGUGGUGGUGACACUGGUAACGAUUGCUUAGGUACUUCAACAAGACACGGAGCCAAAUCAGUCACCAACUUUGAGUUGUUACCUAACCCACCAACGGCAAGACCAAAGGAUAAUCCAUGGCCUCAGUGGCCAAGGGUAUUUAGAGUUGAUUAUGGUCACACAGAAGUUACAGAGCACUACGGGAAAGACCCAAGAGAAUACUCUAUUUUAUCGAAAGAAUUUGUGGAUGACGGCGAAGGCAAUGUGAAAGGUAUAAAGACCAUUAGAGUUGAAUGGAAGCGUUCAGAUAGUGGGGCAUGGCAAAUGGCCGAAGUUCCAGGAAGUGAAGAAUUUUUCCCAGCAGAUGUAGUCUUGUUGUCAAUGGGUUUCAUUGGACCUGAUGCUGAUAAUUUAGAAGUUACAAAGACCAAGAGAGGUACUAUUUCAACAGUUGAGCCGAAUGGAUACAAGGUAAAUAACGAAGACAACUUGUUUACUGCUGGUGACUGUAGAAGAGGACAAUCGUUAGUUGUUUGGGGCAUUCAAGAAGGUAGACAAUGUGCCAGAGAGGUUGAUAAUUAUCUUAUGGGUUCGUCAAGAUUACCAGGUAACGGAUCAAUUGAACAGCGUAAUUUCAAAUUGUUAGAAGAAUUAGCUGAAAAAGUUUAA